Molecule: messenger RNA, 520 nt
Organism: Aaosphaeria arxii CBS 175.79
Lineage: Eukaryota; Fungi; Ascomycota; Dothideomycetes; Pleosporales
Exons: 1
Source: RefSeq, a predicted model, not a curated record
AUCGCAGGUAUUGUAAUCAUAACACAUGCUCUCUCGCUCUUCUAGGUAAUUAACCUCACAAUGCUGGGCAUCCAUCUAUCACCACCAACAAACACCGAGUAUCGCCUUUGGCUAUGCAGAGCCGGCCAUAUUUAGUAUCUCUCUCGCUCCGCUGCGUUUUGCUUCACAAUGAUGAUGUUAUAUCGUUUCAAUGCUCUGCCAUGGCAUGCUAUGCCCUUCAGCCUCGAUCCCUUCAGGCAUACUGUCUAUGGAUCAAAUCACCAGACCGAGCCCAUCAAAGGAUGAAAACAAAAUUGAACGUCGUAGCAAUGGACUUGAAGACGUGUCUGGCCACUCCUCCAUUCCCACUCCCAUUCCCUCUUCGCCCCACUCACCGCACGCGCCUCAGAAACCGCAGUCACAAUACUCGACAGAGCAUCGUAGUUGACGAAUAAAUAUUUUGAUACAAAAGUCCACGCCCGCAUGAACACUAUGAAAGCCGUCCGCACCUCAGCGCAACAGAAGCGCGCGGAUUUCCCAA